GCUUUUCAGAGUCUAGUAGAAGGAAGAGAGGAGGAAGAAGAGGAGUAGUAGUGUGAGCCUUCAUCAGCAGACAUGACAGCUCCUGGACUGUUUCCUCUGAAUGUUUCCUCGCUGCUUCCCGGCUUCCUGUUGCUGCUGCUUUCAGCUGAUUUGCCGGUGAGGGCGAAGGAAGUGGAGCCGGAGGACCAAGGAAGUCGCCUCCGAGGCCUCUGGAAGCUGCACAUGAGAGACGUGAUGCUGAAAGGAAAAGGUGAGAAGAGUUCCAGUCAUCCAAUCAGAGACGGGGUCAAACAGCAGCUGCUCUACUGUCGUGUUGCCAUUGGUUACCAUCUACAGAUCCUCCCCGACGGCUCCGUCGGUGGCGUCCACAAACCCAACGAGAACUGUUGGCUGAAGAUGUUCGCUAUGAAACACGGAGUGGUUGGAAUCAGAGGAGUCCAGAGCGGCUUGUACCUCUGCAUGGGAGGAGAGGGACUGGCGUAUGGAGCGGAGAAGUUUACAGACGACUGCUUGUUUAAGGAGAAGCUGGAGGAGAAUCAUUACACCACCUACUCCUCCCUGUCUCACCCCGGUUUCUAUCUGGCUCUGUCUCACAAAGGAGAGCUGAGGAGGGGCAACAGCGUGGGCCGCCACCAGUCCUGCACCCACUUCCUGCCCCGGAGGACCCCCUGAUCAUG
Messenger RNA from Scomber japonicus (chub mackerel), 677 nucleotides. RefSeq names its product fibroblast growth factor 9 (gene fgf9). Bases 73 to 672 code for a protein of 199 amino acids. Gene Ontology annotation, biological process: positive regulation of cell population proliferation; positive regulation of protein phosphorylation; fibroblast growth factor receptor signaling pathway. NCBI's taxonomy places the organism in Eukaryota, Metazoa, Chordata, Actinopteri, Scombriformes, Scombridae. Gene Ontology annotation, cellular component: cytoplasm. Gene Ontology annotation, molecular function: fibroblast growth factor receptor binding; growth factor activity. The record is from RefSeq and is a predicted model, not a curated record. The transcript has 4 exons.